AUGGCCCUCUUCUUUCUCACUUCCUUUUAUGCAUAUGAUGUGGUCUUUUUUAGUGAAUGGACUCAUCUCAACGCUAAAAAUUUAUGCCGGUUGCUUAGAUACUUUUACUUAGCGUUGGGUUUGAAGGUGAACUUGGUGAAGUGUAGUCUUUUUGGGGAUGGGGGUGAUUAUGAUUUGGGUGAAAUGACGUCUAUUAUCCAUUGUAGAGUUGGCUCCUUUCCGUUCAACUAUUUGGGCCUACUAGUUGGGGCAAAUAGGAGUUGGAAGCCUAUUGUUAAUAAUUUCAAGAGUCGGUUGGCCAUUUGGAAGGCCAAACAACUCUCGUUUGGCGGCAAAAUUACCCUAAUAAAGUCGAUUCUAAAUUCGUUGCCCACAUACUUCUUUUCCUUGUAUAAAGCUCCCGUACAAGUUAUUGAAGACCCUGAAAGGUUGAAGGGGUCCUUUUUGAGGUGGAUCGAAAGAUGUCUAAAAAGUGAAAUGGGUCAUGUGGGAGAAGAUCAUUGCUCCUAUGGAAUCUGGGGGUUUGGGUUUUGGUUCGCUUCGAGACACAAAUUUGGCGUUGCUCUCCAAGUGGUGGUGGAGAUUUAA
This is a messenger RNA of Helianthus annuus (common sunflower), 588 nucleotides long. RefSeq lists its product as uncharacterized. The record is from RefSeq and is a predicted model, not a curated record. Lineage: Eukaryota; Viridiplantae; Streptophyta; Magnoliopsida; Asterales; Asteraceae. The coding region runs from base 1 to 588 and encodes 195 amino acids. The transcript has a single exon.